AUGGCUGUACGUUCCGAAUCAUGGAAGGCCUCCCAGCGUGAAAAGAAACGACGAGCUCGCCGCGAACUUCGUCAACAGAGGGGAUACGACGCAAAUGCCCAUCGACAGAAAGAUGCCGAACGAACUAGGGGUAGAGCAUCAAGGAAGACGAAAGAAAGAUACAGAGAAAGGGUGCGCAAGUACGAGGAAUUUCUCAUCGAGGAGAGGAAUAUGCCUGAAAGCUAUGAAGUUGGGGAGGGGCACCCAGCUCCGACACUAGAAGAACUCAAAGAGUUUAUCCGCUGGCUCAUUGAUUCUACAAAGGGCAAGCUUGCUUCUAAUGGACGACUGACAAUGGACACAAUUUUAGUCCGGGCUCAAGAAUUCGUCCCGGGCUUUUACCUUGAGACUGGGAAUGAGAUUGCUCGUGAUGAUCGCGCCGAACUCUACCACUGGAUCGAAAAUGAAUUGGUCGAAGAGGGGGUACUGUCAACGAUCAGGAAGCCAAAGUACGAUUUGGAUUUCGAGCGUGCUAUUAUUGCUCUCUGGGCUAUUGAUGACCCAUUUUUCAUAUCUGGGAGGUAUCGUGUUCAGUUUCAUCUUAUUACUCUCCAGUUUCUAUGCACAGGUGCCCGAGUGUCGUCUUUCACACCUGCAUCAGAAAACAAAGUUGGACGAGGACUCCGUUACAGAAAUAUUGAGCUCGUACUGUUCCGUGCCGAUAAUGCUCCUUGGAGGAUUGGAUGGCGGCUUGACCAGCAGUUCGUCAAGAACAACAAAGACCCCGAGAAUACGAUGUUCGGCACUGCCAUCUGGGACUGUGAUGAACCCAUCUAUUCGGGAGCACUUUAUCUUCUAGCUCUUGCCCUUGCGGAUAAUGCUCUCUACGGGUUUUCGUCUCCUGAAGAAGUUGUUGAGCAAAGAAUACCGGAAGGGGAGGACGAACUGGUUCUUAGGUGGAACGAAGAAGCCAAAGAUCGAUGCAUCAUCCGAGGCGUCACGGCAGGCCGGGUCAGUGAAGAUCCGUUGACGAAAGAAAAGUAUCAAGCAGAUUUUAGGAAAAUCCCCGCAAAUGCUUGUUAUUUUAUGACUGCCACGAUCCAUGCAAUGUGCCGCGCUUUGGGGAAGGCUGUCAAGUCAAAGUACUCCUCCGCUCACGUCGCCCAGAUCCUGACACAGAAGUCUAAAACUGUCUAUGGAAAUGACUAUCUCGCCAACUGUUCCGGCGUGGAUGUGUUUAAUGCUUUAAGAGGUAGACUCGCCGACCACACUCACAUUAACUAUUUUCAGGGCUACGGCCAAUUCCACGAACAUGGCCUCCCACGCCGGCUACCUAUAGAAGAGGAACGAAAGAUCGAUGCAAACCCGCGUCUGGUCGCCAAAGCCAUGGAAAUUCAAAAUGCAGAGUCCAACGGGGAUACUAAUCGCCUGAAGCGCAACUACAGCAUUCUCAAGAGAGGGAUCUAUUCCAGCACGCUUCAACGAUACCAAAGUGAAUGGGUCCAGAGUCAGCGUGAUUGGAAGAUUCUGACCCGGGGCCGGGAACGCCCGGACCAUGCAGAGCAAACUGCAGAAAAGCAAGCUCAGUGCAAGCUCAUGCCCGAAUUAGGUCGCUUAGCGGCUAUCAUGUCGUCUAAGGAGCCUCUUUCGUUUGACGAAAAAGCCGUCGCUGUGAAAGAUUUAUACACUCAAUGCCUCCGAGACUUUGACGUGGUCUACCGCCCGGGAGAGGAGCCCCUUGAUGGCCGAUGCCCUGUGGAUGGUUGUGAUUUCGAAAGCAUGAGAGGAGCAACCACAUCCAUUCUUGCGUUCGACGAGAAGUGUCUCGUACAAAUGGAAUCCCUCCCGAAAAGCCACGUAUCUACCGAUGAGCAGCAUUACCGGCGACACCUCCAUGACGCGCACCAUUACAACAAAGCAAUUUGCGUACCAUCUGAGAAGGCCCGCAAGAAGCGAUCGUCCUCUGAAAUUGACGAGGAAUCUGUCGCGGACGGGAACCCACCUAAGCGGCAGAGACGCCCUCGGAGACAACGGAAGACGACUUUGGCACCCUCAAAUGCUAGUACAAAGGACCUGAAGAUCAUUCUCUGGGGGCCUCCCACAACAAACCCCCAGGCCAUGUUCCCUCUCCCCGCUGAGGCAGAGCAUGAGAAUGAAGAGUGCCUGAAGGAUCUGACCUGUCAAGCAAUCAAUCACUGCGAGAACUUUAGCGAAACACUUUAUAUAGGUCAGGAUGGCGACAGUAUCCGCUCGGCCUCAUCUGAUACUCCGAACCUCACUGAUAAUCCGGGCCCCUCAGCAAUCAGCUCGGUUCCCGGCACUAUUCCAAUCGACCCGCGGAUUCUGGAUGUAUCUACGACUAUCUUAUCUUACCUAGGAGGUGAGCUCCAACAGUACGAUGAGUGUAACCUCAGCGAGCAGUUGGCGAGCAGCCCUUUGGCAGAGCAGCCUUGA
This is a messenger RNA of Aspergillus thermomutatus, 2433 nucleotides long. RefSeq lists its product as uncharacterized. The transcript is spliced from 8 exons. The record is from RefSeq and is a predicted model, not a curated record. Lineage: Eukaryota; Fungi; Ascomycota; Eurotiomycetes; Eurotiales; Aspergillaceae. The coding region runs from base 1 to 2433 and encodes 810 amino acids.